Molecule: messenger RNA, 1876 nt
Organism: Trichobilharzia szidati
Lineage: Eukaryota; Metazoa; Platyhelminthes; Trematoda; Strigeidida; Schistosomatidae
Source: the annotation of a GenBank genome assembly
AACCAAUCACACUGGAUAAAUAAUUUGUAGAUAUUAUACAAUUGAAACAAAGUGAUAACGAGAUAGUUGGAUGUGUUGCACCAAUUGAAUUUCAAUACCAUUGUUUAUUUUUCUUCUCUAAAGUCGCAUAAUGCAAAAGUGAAUUGUAUUCAUGCAUUAGGACGAUUGUCUUGAGGUGGUAUUUAUUGAAUUUCCAUCUGCUCUAACUAUACAGACGUUGGAAUUAAUCAUUUCAAUUUCGCUGAGAUUUUACAAGUAUAAUCUUUUUUUUUUUACAAAUGUCUCUAUAAACACUGUUAUUAGAUGAACAGCGACUGAAUGUUCAAACUCUAGGCACCAGAAAACAUAAAGCAUUAUAUAUACUACUGUUACUCGUGGAAUUCCCAUUCUCACUACUGCAACUCAUCCAGCCAUCUGAUUGCUCAAAUGAAGCGAAGAGAGGUUGUAUUGACUUUCGUGAUCACAGUCACGAUUUUGUGGUACCUCAGUUAUAUAAUCCGCCGAAAUCCCCUCCGAUCUGAACAGAUUGACUCAACUGUCCCAAUAAUGAAUAUCGAAUCAUUUCUUUCAAAACUACCAUCACUUCCUGUCUACUCGAAUCACAGUAUCAAAACCAAAUGGUCAUAUGUUUCAUCAGAAAUGGGAAAGCAUGAGAAUAAAUUGACGGUAGGCUUUGAUGAGAAAUAUCUGGAGAAACUGUACGAUAAUCAACGAAAGGGCAAGUCAGUCGUGAAGAAAAAAAUUAUUAUGCAUUAUGGAGAAUAUCCGAUACUUACAAUUAGUAACUACACUUCCUGUUAUGCUUGUGAAUGUGAACUGUCAUAUAACAGAUCCAGAUGGAGAGAGGCUGAUAUCAUCAUCUUAACAGAUGAAAAUUAUCCUCGAGGUGAAAGACCGCGGAAUCAGUUGUGGUUUAUUUUUAUACAUGAGCCACCUCAUAAAGUGAAACUGUCAUAUGAUUUGGGUGACAGAGUGAACUACACAAUCACUUAUCGACAGGAUUCAUCAGUCUUCCUGCCGUAUCAUAAUUAUAAACCAUUUGACCCAAGUCAUUCAUGGGAUACAAGAUAUCCACUCCCUUCUCGUAAUUAUGCUAUUGGCAAGACUAAAAUGGCUGCAUGGUUCGUCACCAACUGCAACCCUAACAGUCCAAGAAAUGAAUAUGCGGAGGAGCUAUCGAAGCAUUUUGAGGUUGAUAUCUAUGGAAGUUGUGGUACAAAGACAUGUCCCAGAACUAACGAACCUGAGUGUUACAAACUUCUCGAGAAAGACUACAAAUUCUACCUGAGCUUCGAGAACAGUUUGUGUCCGGAUUAUAUAACAGAGAAGGUUUUCAGAAAUGCUUACAGGUAGGUGAAAUGAAGGUGAUAUAUACUUGUCCCACACACUGUUCUUAAUAUUGUCUCUCCCAUGUUAUAUGAAAUGAAAUAAGGAAUUUCCACAGUAUGGCUUAUUGGUGAAUGGCAUAAGUGUUUAGUGAAGUUACGAGGAGUGUGGAAGAGAGAUGAGCGGAUUAUCAUGCCUUAUUAUAGAAGAGCUCAAGUAAUCGAUUCAGGAGAAUACACUGAAUGUGCCAGCAUCAAACAGUCAGUCACUUGUACAUUCCUCACACGAGGGAUAUAAUAUGAGGCUGGAAGCCUGACGAGUAAGUCAGUCAUCUCCACAGUUGAUUGUUGAGUAGUCAAUUAGAGUAGGCUAACUACCUCUGUUUGAGACCAGGUGACUUCCUUACACUCAUCACAAUACAUUUUGCAUGUAUAUUAGUAAACCGUAAUAUCAUGGACAACAACAUGAUUCUGUUGAGUAACUGCGUCACUUAGAUCUUGAAUAUUCGCUCACCCAAUCCCACCGAAGUAUAUACUAAAUGAAAUUUCCC